Messenger RNA from Lethenteron reissneri (Far Eastern brook lamprey), 1095 nucleotides. Its product is annotated as homeobox protein not2-like. Gene Ontology annotation, biological process: regulation of transcription by RNA polymerase II; central nervous system development; neuron differentiation. The record is from RefSeq and is a predicted model, not a curated record. Gene Ontology annotation, molecular function: DNA-binding transcription factor activity, RNA polymerase II-specific; RNA polymerase II cis-regulatory region sequence-specific DNA binding. Gene Ontology annotation, cellular component: nucleus. NCBI's taxonomy places the organism in Eukaryota, Metazoa, Chordata, Hyperoartia, Petromyzontiformes, Petromyzontidae.
AUGCAGGGCCCUUCGAUCAUCCACCGCGCCCUUGGAGGACCCUUCUAUUACUCGGCUCUCGUGACUGCUCCGCCGAUGAUGCUGCCCCCGUCCGCAGCGUCUCAGGUCAUGCACUUCGCGCGUCCGCUCCUGACCACUCGGAGUCACCCUCCGUCGCCUUCCUCUUCCCCGCUUUCCCCGGCACUCGCCUCCGCCGCCGCCGCUCUUCCAUCGCCACCGCCGCCACGUCACCCUCGCCCGCCUGCAGCCGCCGAGGACACCUCGGCCGGGAAGAGACCCUCGUUCAGCAUCGAGGCAAUCCUCGCUCGCUCGUCCGACUUCGAGUCGAGGAGGGCACCUCGCGACCGCGCGGUCGCGGCGUGGACGAGGCCGGCACAAGCGGGGCCCAACUCGGGCACGCAAGCGCCUGGGUCCGCGGGCUACCUCCGAGGGGUCCCUCCGUCCCCCUUGAUGUACCCCGUUUCCGCGCUGGGAUACUACCCCUGCUCGUGCCACGGCACGGUCCUGCGCGGCCGCGCAGCCGGCCUGAACAAGUGUUCGCCAAGCGGCCACUUGCCCCAACAAUCUGUUCAGGCUCGACUGCGGCGCCUGGUGGCCUUUAGGGAUGCAUGCCCGGCGCACCGCGCGGCUCUGCACGGCCCGUCGGCCCGUGCCCGAGGCAGCAAAUCGAAGCGCCUGAGGACCAUCUUCACGCAGGCGCAGCUGGAGCGCCUCGAGAAGGAGUUCGCGCGCCAGCAGUACAUGGUGGGCACCGAGCGCUACUUCCUCGCCUCGUCGCUCCAUCUCACCGAGGCGCAGGUGAAGGUUUGGUUCCAGAACCGACGCAUCAAGUGGCGCAAGCAGAGCUUCGAGCAGCAGCAGGCGCGCCUCGCCAAGCUGGGUCUGGCCCCGCUGCCCGCCCCGACCCCAGCCCUGGUCUCGGGCCAAAUCCAGAUGGGGACCUCAACUCCGGUAGCCGCCCAGAUCCCCGGGCCCUCGACACACGACGUGGGCAGCGGUAGCGGCAGCAGCAGCGGCGGCGGCAGCGGCAGCGAGAGCGACGCGGAGUCGGAACGGGCGUCGCCGCCACUUACCGGCGCAUCGCCCCGUGAUUGA